Messenger RNA from Wasmannia auropunctata (little fire ant), 1863 nucleotides. RefSeq lists its product as uncharacterized. Bases 1 to 1863 code for a protein of 620 amino acids. The record is from RefSeq and is a predicted model, not a curated record. The transcript has 6 exons. NCBI's taxonomy places the organism in Eukaryota, Metazoa, Arthropoda, Insecta, Hymenoptera, Formicidae.
AUGCGAGUCGAAGGCGCUUUUGCAAAGGUCAAGGAACUUAAUCCUUAUGACCUGGGAUCGGAUCAAGUGCGCUUCUUACAUAGGUUUGAGAAAAGACUGGAGGAAGGAAGGGGAAGUAUGUUGGCGCAGGCAUGUCUAAGGGAGAUGAGGGAAAGGGUGGAAAAAGGGAAGGAAUUGUCAAAAUGGGAGAGGGAGAGGGUACAAUUUUUCAAAGAUAGAGGUGUGGAGAUAGAGGAGUGGGAUAGACAGAGUAGAGAGGGAGAGAUGGAUAUCGAGGAAUUGGAGAGAAUGGAUAGGGAAAGACAGAAAGAGGAAAGAUGGGGAAGAAUAGAGGAAGGAAAAUUUAGUAGGUGGUAUAGGGGUGUGAAAGGAGAGGGAAUUCCAAAGUACUUGGAGAAGGGAUGGGGGGAGAACCAUCAUCCCUUGUUAGUAAAGCUGAAAGAAGGGAGAGGAAGAAGAGGAAUAGCAGAGGGAAGGAAUAAAAAGAUAUAUAGAGGGAGCUGGGAUGAGAGGGGAAGGGAACAGUUUCGGACGGAAUUAAGAGGAGUGGUAGGAACGGAGGGAAACGUGCAGGAAGUGACGGAGUGUAUGGGAGCAAGGAUUAGAAGAGCGCUGGAGAGGAUAGAGAAAGAAAAAGAAGGAGAUAGGAAAGAGGGAAAAGGAUGGUGGGAUAAGGAGUGUAGAGAAAAGAAGAGACAAGUUAGGAGAGCAUUGAGAGCGUGGAGGGGAGUAGGAGAAGGAGAUCAAACGUAUAAAAGAGAAAAAAGAGAGUACAAGGAGUUGUGUGAAAGGAAAAAAGAGGAGGAGAAUGGUAGAUGGGAGAGAAAGGCGGAGGAGGCCAGAACGGAGGGGCAAGUACGGGAGAUUGUGAACAGGGAAAGAAAAAAAUGGAAAGGGAUUAAUAAGGAUAUAGGAAUGAAUGAAUGGGAAGAAUAUUUUCGGAAUUUACUAGGAGGAGUAGAGAGUAGGGUAGUUAAGGGGGAGGGAAGGGGAGGAAGAAUGGAAGAGGAAAGUGUGCUGGGAAAAGAGGAAAUUGCGAGUGUGUUGGGAAGGAUAAAGGAAGGGAAAGCAAUGGGGGUGGAUGGAGUGCCAGGGGAAGUAUGGAAGUAUGGAGGGGAGGAGGUGAAGGAAUGGGUAUGGAGAAUGUGUAACAAGAUAUGGAGAGGGGAGGGAUGGCCAGAGGAAUGGAAGGAAGGGGUUGUGGUGCCGAUUAGGAAGAAAGGAAGAGGGGAGGUAGUGGAGGAGUAUAGGGGGGUCACAGUAAUGCCAUCGUUGUAUAAGGUAUAUGCGACGGUGUUUGGCGGAGAGACUGAGGAAAGGGAGGUUAAGGUGGAGGAAGUGAGAAGGGUAGAGGCAGGCAGAAGGGAAAAAGGAAGCAUGUUGGUGGUAAAAGUACAGAGUGAGUGGAUGAAAAGAAAUAUUCUGAUGAACAAGUGGAAACUGAAAGGAAGGGAGGUAUGGAUAGAAGAGGAUUUAACGUGGGAAGAAAGAAGGAUAAAAUGGAAAAUUGGACAGGUGGCACUAAAGGAGAAGUUAAAGGGGAAAAAGAUACGAGUAGGUCAACAAGGGAUAUGGAUAGAGGAAACGUGGUGGCGAUGGGAUGAGGGAAGGGACGAGUUAACGGAGGAUAGGAAAGGAGGUUGGGGACGGAGAGGGGAAAUGGCAAAAAAGGAAGGAGCGAAGGGGGAGAAGAGAGUGCAAGGGGAAAUGGAGGAGUACCUGAAAAUGGCCAAUAUCUUGAACAUUGGAAGUGAACCAAUCUUUGAUGACAGCAUCGUCAAGAUUGAGACUCACACGUACAAUCCGUACGCCAACGCCACGUUUGGAUACAGCAAUGAAAUACGAAUUCCCAUACUACAGUAA